This is a messenger RNA of Rhopalosiphum maidis (corn leaf aphid), 1311 nucleotides long. Its product is annotated as facilitated trehalose transporter Tret1-2 homolog. The record is from RefSeq and is a predicted model, not a curated record. Gene Ontology annotation, cellular component: membrane. Gene Ontology annotation, molecular function: transmembrane transporter activity. NCBI's taxonomy places the organism in Eukaryota, Metazoa, Arthropoda, Insecta, Hemiptera, Aphididae. Gene Ontology annotation, biological process: transmembrane transport. Bases 1 to 1311 code for a protein of 436 amino acids. The transcript has 6 exons.
AUGUCAAGAUGUUUAUCAAGAAAACCCUUUAUCGUGUUACUAGAGAGCAGAAUAAGACAGUUUAUUUAUACAUUGAUUGUAGCUUCGUGUUCUUUAACGAUCGGUAUGUGUUUGGAAUGGACAUGGUGUACGACAAGCAUAGAAAUGUAUCAAACGUUAAGGUUAAAAGAUCUUCUUUUUCUCGGAGCAAUUACUAGCGCUGGACCUGCGGCAAUUGUAGCAUCAUUGGUUGGUCUUAAAGCAGUACUUGUCAUCGGAAUGCUUUUUACUUUGUGUGGAUCCGUCAUAAUAGUGUAUUCGAUGGGUAUAUUAAUGGUACUGUACAUAGGUCGAAUCCUGCAAGGUUUUGGCGCUGGGAUCGUGUGCGUUAUCGUACCCAAUUAUGCUGCAGAAAUUGCCGAUCCGAAAAUCAGAAGUCUGUUAAUUGGUUUCCAUUAUAUACACAUGCUAAUUGGUAUGAUUUUUUCACACGUCAUAAACGAAUUCUACAAUUAUUCAAAUGUGAAUAUGGGAAUUGUAGCUAUGGUUGUUGUGAAUCUUUUAGCAUUGUUAGCUGUCGACGAUCCACCUUACUAUCGAAUGAAGUUUUAUGAAAAGUGGACUAGUGUGUAUAAUCUUGAUUAUAAUCUACAGAUUCAAGAUAAUUACAAUUCUAAAUUAUUAAAUAAUAAUUAUUACAAAAUUUUUGAAAACGACGACAACCAAUAUUUGUUUUUGUUUUUUACUAAAAAACGAUUUCGUAGACCGCUAUUGAUCAACGUUUGUUUAAUUAGCAUUCAACAGUUUAGUGGUCAAUUUUUUCUAACGUACAAACUUCAAUGUUUUCACGGAAUAUUUACUAUGAGUGAAACAAUACCAUUUGUCAUUGAAAUCUUACUUCUCCAACUUAUCACGUCCAUUAUAUGUUUAUUGAUUGUUGGUGUUUCUGAGAAGAAAAAUUUAUUAAUCAUUUCGGGAUUUGGAAUGGCAAUAACUUUAUUAUUAAUGAAUGCCGCAUACCAUAUAGAAACAAUAGAUAAAGAUGAACUAUGGUUACCUAGUUUAAUUUUAAUUUAUAUUAUAUUUUAUUCAAUUGGAUAUGGUCCAGUUCCGUGGAUUUUAAUGCCCGAAAUAUGCCCAAGAUCAUCGAGAUUAUGGACAUCUGGUGUCACAGUCAGUUUAUACGCUUUCUUGAGUUUAGUCAAUAAUCAAUCAUUUUACGAAAUUAUAAGAUUAAUUUAUGAAAUGGAUAUUUUCACUUUUAUAAGUGCAAUCGGUGCAUAUUUUGUAUAUUUGUACGUACCAAAAAUAAAAGACUGUAUUCUAACAUGA